UCUUGGAAAACAAGUUUUCCAUUACCCGUUCGUUUAAACCCUAACAGAGAAACAGAGGGUUUAAGCUCGCGGCACGCAGUGAAACCACGAAUCUUCUUGAUGAUCCAUUUCGAAGGUGCAUUCUAAGCCAUGACCGCCGCUAGGUUAACCUCAUGCGUGGUCGCCACCACAGCUGCGGCGGCGGCUUCCUAUUCCGCGCGCUCCGAUCGUGCAUACGCCGACUCUCGCUUUCGCUUCCCCUUUUUCUCAUCUUCACCGCCUUCAAAUUCCCCUUCGUCGUCUGACCAGGCUUCUGACACCAAAUCCGAAACCCCGCCACCCGAUGAAUCCAGCAAGUCGGGUUUCGAUUCUCCGGAAUUGUUAGAAAGAGCUGCUCGAGCUCUCCGUAAAAUCAAUAAUUCUCGGUUGGCCAAAGAGGUGUUUGCUAUAAUGCGUGCACAGGAAAAAACUCGCCUCGCUGAAUUAGAUGCUGAAAAAGUUCACUAUGAACUCAUUCAGGCUCAUAAUGAUAUUGAAAGGCAGCGGAAAAUUGUUGAAGAGCAACGAAAUCUAUUACAAGACCAAGCCCAGAGAGAGGCCCAGGCGCGCCGACAGGAAGACGAUCUGGCAAGGAAAAGAAUGCAGGCAGAUCAUGAAGUUCAAAGGCAAAAUAAUGUUGAAUUGGUCAAGAGGCAAGAGGAGUCUGCUGUAAGAAAGGAGAGGUCAAGACAGGCUACAGAAGAACAGAUCCAAUCUCAGCAACGUCAGACUGAGAAAGAGAGAGCUGAAAUGGAAAGAGAAACCAUCAGAGUUAAGGCAAUGGCAGAGGCUGAAGGUCGAGCCCAUGAAGCAAAAUUGACUGAGGAUCAGAAAAGGAGAAUGCUUGUUGAUCGAAUUCAAGGUGAAAGAGAUAAAUGGCUUGCUGCAAUUAACACAACUUUUAGUCAUAUCGAAGGUGGUCUAAGGGUCUUAUUGACUGAUAGGGACAGAUUGCUUAUGACUGUUGGAGGAGUCACUGCAUUAGCUGCAGGUGUAUAUACAACUAGAGAAGGUGCAAAAGUUACAUGGGGCUAUAUUAAUCGGAUUUUGGGGCAGCCAUCAUUGAUCCGGGAAUCAUCCAUGGCAAAGUUUCCAGGGGCAAGGAUCGUUUCUCAAGCCAAGAAUAAAGUUUAUAGUACUUUGGGCGGGGCAGAAAAGCCUAUUGGGAGUCAAAAUGGUCUUGGAAAUGUGAUCCUCCAUCCAUCGUUGCUAAAAAGAAUACAGCAUCUUGCACGGGCAACAUCAAACACUAAGGCCCAUCAGGCACCAUUUCGUAAUAUGCUUUUUUAUGGGCCUCCCGGGACUGGUAAAACCAUGGUUGCAAGGGAAAUAGCUAGAAGAUCGGGUUUGGAUUAUGCCAUGAUGACCGGAGGAGAUGUUGCGCCUCUUGGCGCUCAGGCAGUCACCAAAAUUCAUGAGAUAUUUGAUUGGGCCAAGAAAUCAAGAAAAGGCCUGUUGCUUUUUAUUGAUGAGGCAGAUGCUUUCCUUUGCGAGCGAAAUAGCACAUAUAUGAGCGAAGCUCAGCGAAGUGCUCUAAACGCAUUGCUCUUCAGAACUGGUGAUCAGUCUAGAGACAUAGUACUUGUUCUUGCCACAAACAGACCAGGAGAUCUUGACAGCGCAGUUACUGAUCGCAUUGAUGAAGUGAUUGAAUUCCCACUUCCGGGAGAAGAGGAGCGUCUAAAAUUAUUGAAGCUCUAUCUGAACAAGUAUCUAUGUCAUGACAACAAUGGCUCCAAGGGAGGCUUGUUGCUGAAGAAGCAACCCAAACAGAUUACUAUAAAAGAUUUAUCUGAAGAUGUGCUCAAAGAGGCUGCCAAGAAAACCGAGGGCUUUUCUGGCCGUGAGAUAGCCAAACUUAUGGCCAGUGUCCAAGCUGCUGUUUAUGGUCGCCCAGAUUGCGUCUUGGAUUCCCAGUUGCUUAAAGAAAUUGUGGAUUACAAGGUGGUGGAACAUCAUCAACGGUUACAACUUGCAUCUGAAGGCGGCAUUUUCAGCUUUUAAAUCUGAAUCCCCAUUUUGACCUGCUCUUCUGGGAUUUUUCUUCUGCAUAUUAUUCUUCAUCUUGUUAUCUUUGUCAGUAUUUGUGGCCGAUGAAGUAGAUUCAUUUAUAAAUUAAUCUAGAUGCAUCUCGUCUGCAAAAUUUUCAGGAUACUGUGGCUUUAUUUGUUAGGAAUGAGAGAUGCUUUAUUACAUUCUAUGAAACAAGAAGCUGGGCCUUGACUCUUGAGAGCAGAAGUCAAUUUACCUUGAUUAUUUAAUUUAAAAUAUAAAGUUGUAAUUUACA
This is a messenger RNA of Lotus japonicus, 2305 nucleotides long. RefSeq lists its product as uncharacterized. Gene Ontology annotation, molecular function: ATP binding; ATP hydrolysis activity; zinc ion binding. NCBI's taxonomy places the organism in Eukaryota, Viridiplantae, Streptophyta, Magnoliopsida, Fabales, Fabaceae. The transcript has 8 exons. Gene Ontology annotation, cellular component: mitochondrion. Bases 130 to 2022 code for a protein of 630 amino acids. Gene Ontology annotation, biological process: mitochondrion organization. The record is from RefSeq and is a predicted model, not a curated record.